Messenger RNA from Mytilus trossulus (common blue mussel), 1088 nucleotides. RefSeq names its product fibrinogen-like protein 1. Lineage: Eukaryota; Metazoa; Mollusca; Bivalvia; Mytilida; Mytilidae. The transcript has 5 exons. The record is from RefSeq and is a predicted model, not a curated record. Bases 72 to 1016 code for a protein of 314 amino acids.
GUUUAGUAAAAUGAUAUAACUUUGCGCAUAUACAUUUCAUUCUACCUUGACUACCGGUGGAUUAAAGUAGCAUGUUUCUUAGAAUUAUUUUGUAUGGCGUUGUAAUAUAUCCAAUAUGCCAUGGAAUAGCGCAAAUAAAGAAGGAAAAAUUAUUUUCUACCGAAGCGGGAAAAAGAAUUGUUUCAAGCCUUUCAACAAUUACAACAACAACUGCUUCUUCAACAGCGUGUGCAAGUUUGUGUACCAGCGAUAAGGAUUGCAUGACAGCAAGUUAUUAUAAUAUUACAAAACAGUGUAAAUUGGAUUCAGACUGUAACCCAACGACAGAAAAUUGGCAAAAUGGAAUAUUUAUUCGAUUAAAGACUAUUCCGUCUGAUUGCUCUGAAUUUCCGGAUGGGACUAUCGACGGGGUUUACACUAUUUCCGUAAACAACGACUGUAUAAAUGUUUACUGUGAUAUGGUGGACAAAUGGACGGUGAUACAGAGACGACACGAUGGUUCUACAGAUUUCUAUAGAGACUGGUCGGAAUAUAAAAAUGGGUUUGGUGAUCUAUCAGGAGAAUAUUGGCUCGGUAACGACAACAUUUUCAAUAUAUUAAAUGGAAAAACGUACAGUUUAAGGUUUGACUUACAAGACUGGUCUGGAGAGCGGCGCUAUGCUCAGUAUGAGACGUUUAGUAUAGCAGAUGAGUCUGCGGAGUACCAAUUGACAUUGGCAGGGUAUAGUGGGGAUGCUGGUGAUUCCAUGUUGGAUAGUGAUCCGCCAUUAAAUUUAAAUGGACAACGAUUUUCCACGAAAGAUCGCGACAAUGAUGAUGAUAAUACAGGUGGGCAGUGUGCUUUGACACAGAAAGGUGGGUGGUGGUACAAAUGGUGUACCUAUGCAAAUCCGAAUGGACUUUACUUUCUUGGAACUGAAUCUGACUACUCCGGGAUAUAUUGGUACAAAUGGAAUGCCUCAAUACCCUUCUAUCGCAUGAAAUCUGUUACAAUGAAGAUCAAACGUCUACCUUGAGGAAAAGGUUCUGGUGCAGCUAAUUUGGCGCCAUAAUGUGUUUAAUAAUGAAAUUUACAAAGUGUACCUUGA